CGGGAGACUUCCUUUUCACCGAGCUUAUAAUUCUCCUCCGCCCAGUUCACGCCUCGUGCUUGUUGCGUUGACCGUCGGCAACCAGCUACGCCAUGGCGGCCCUCAUUCGAGCUAUCCAGCUGCUCAACAGCGGACAGGACAAUGACCACAGCAAGGCCCUGCACCGCCGAUUCCACGGCCCAACGACCGAAGUCCUCACCCCGUCAACAAAAGCCGGCUUCAUCGCAAUGGGAAUCUGCGGCCUCCUCUCCUUCACCUCCACCCUCGGCCUCUUACUCUUCCUCAUGCACCGCUUCAUAAACUGGAAACGAUACUACAAGCGCCCGCUGCUGCACAACCAGUACGUCGUGCUGAUCUUCAACCUCCUUCUCGCCGAUAUCCAGCAGGCGACGGCGUUCCUCAUGUGUCUGCACUGGGUCAACAAGGGCGCGGUAUCCUAUCCGAGUGCCGCGUGCGUGCUGCAGGGGUGGUGGAUCCAGGUUGCCGAUCCGGGGAGUGGGCUGUUUGUUAUCGCGAUCGCGAUGCAUACCGGUGCGGUGGUCCUCCGUGGGCGACAGCUGCCGUAUAACGCGUUUGUGUUUUGCGUCGUUGCCCUGUGGGCGUUUAUCAUUGCGCUGGGCAUCAUCCCCGUUGCGCUGUAUCGGUCCGAGACGUUUGUCAUUUCCGAAGCUGGCUGGUGCUGGAUAAGUCCCGAACACGAAGACGAACGCCUCUGGGGCCACUACCUGUGGAUUUUCCUCGCCGAAUUCGGGACCCUCGUCCUGUACGGGAUCCUCUUCUUCUACCUGCGCCGCCGCAUGCUGCAGGCCGCCGAGCUCCGCCAAAACCACUCCCACACCGACAACCUGCACCGUCUGAACCGCGUCGUCAUCUACAUGGUCAUCUACCCGCUCGCAUACCUCCUCCUCUCGCUCCCGCUCGCCGCGGGCCGCAUGAGCAGCGCCCGCCAUGUCAUACCCAGCAAGGCGUAUUUUGCCGUGGCGGGGUCGCUCAUGGCGCUUUCUGGGCUGGUUGAUGCGGCGGUGUAUACACUCACCCGCCGGCAGCUCCUCGUUGAUACGGAGUUGAGUCACUCCGGCGGGCGGGGGACGUAUCCGUAUGCGGCGUACUCGGGGUCGCACGCGUACCAGACACACAUUAGCACGACGGGUGCGAUGGGGACUGGCGAGCGAGAUGGGAAGGGGAAGGGGAAGCGCGGGCGGAAACCGUCCAUGUUUCGACGGGGGCUGCAGACGCUUAAUGAUACGGUGACGGAUGGGCGGGACGACUCGACGGAGGAGAUUGUCCGCAAGGACGAUCUGGAGAUGAAGAAUAUUGGGCGCGGGGUGUAUCAGGAGACGACGAUUGAGAUUACGCAUGAGAGGGUUGGUGAGCGUGAACAUGAGGAUGGACAUGACAGUGAUGAACAGCACCACCAGCAGCAGCAGCGUCAUGGACAGAGGCGGAGUGGCUAA
This is a messenger RNA of Aspergillus calidoustus, 1454 nucleotides long. Lineage: Eukaryota; Fungi; Ascomycota; Eurotiomycetes; Eurotiales; Aspergillaceae. The record is from the annotation of a GenBank genome assembly.